GCCGCCAUCAAAAGUCACACACGAAAUCGAGGCUUGACGUUGGUUUUACGUGCGCGCUAUGACUGGCGAAAGAAAAAAGUAGAAACUAUUUCCUUCACUACUCUGCAAAACAAUAAUAUACAUAGUAUAGCUUUAGAAAUGAGUCAUGAACAAUGCCGAAGAAGAUUAUGAUACUGCCGAGUAUGAAAGAGAGAUUUUAGGUGAUGAGAUACAGCGAAUUCAGCUAGCUCUCGGUGGAAAUGAUUCUGAAGAGUCAGACUCGUUCGAAGAAUCGAGUGAGGAAGAAGAUGAAGGUUUGGACGGUUCUUCAGAUCUUGUUAUUCAUUCCUUGAAUUCCCACUCAAAAUUAAAUACGCCCCUGGCAAACGGUUUCAACAAGCAUUCGAUUUUAUCAAAUCAGCCUCUUCACCGUAACUAUGAUGAAACACCGAUAAGCCAUCAAGGUUUCAAUUUAGCUAGCACACUGACACCUUUAGUUUGUACUGCUUCUACUGAAGAGAAUGAUUCUCAUUUGACUGAAUUAAAGCCUGUGAGACAGGAAGAUCAAACAGUAGUAGCCCAAAUAGAAAACUCUUUUCGUCAUCAGCUGCACAGUGCAAGUAUACUAGGAACUCAUAAUGUACCAAAAGGCAUACAAGAAAACAGCUUUGAGCAGAGCAACAUUGAACAGAACAGCUUUGCCCAAAGUAUUGAUAAUACAAGUGUGUGUAAUCCUGGUCCUUACAGCAUCAAUACCUGUGAUCCACAUUACCAAACAUAUGAGAAUAUGUACAGUACAACAGAUGCUGGUAAUACUGAAUAUCGAAAUACGGAGGAAGGUGAAGAGAGCAACUCAGAUGAGAGCGAUGAUGAGGAAUCAUCAGAUGAUGAUGACUUGGGAGAUGUGGCUUACAUGUCUACUAGGGAAGUGCUAGAACAGAGUCUUCAAACCAAUAGAAAUUAUCAGGCUGUUAUUAUUGAACAAUUGAAAGAAAUUGAGAUUGCCUUAGCGAAAAACAGGGAACAACAGUUAGGCCUUAUGCAAGUUACUCUGAGUCCUGACCAAGAAGCGCACCAUCCUCUGCCAUCACUCACCAAGUUCUGUAAGCCCUACUUUAAAGAUUCUUCUGGAAUGGGCCCACCAGAUAACCAAGAUGCUAUUAACAACAAGUACCAUGCCAACAUCCUAGCAUAUGAGAAUGCAUCAAGUGCUUGGAAAGCAAAUGACAAGAAGGCCUUGGCCUUAGCUGUGAGGAUGCAAAACCUAAAGGGACGACUUGACCCUCUAGUCUCAAGGUUGAAUGCGCUUGGAAAGACCAAAGAAGAUGCCAAGGAGGCCAAAAGACUGAGGAAAACGAUUGCACAGACCAAAGGUUUGCUAGAGAGUGACCCGAAAUCACUGGAGCAUGACCUCCUUAGCAUUGACUGGGAUGAAGUUGCUGCCAGAUAUCUUCCUAAACGUACAGCGAUGGAGUGCCAGCUCCAGUGGAGCCAUUUUGGACACCCUAGGGUAAACAACAAGCCAUGGACUAAGUACGAGGACAAGAUGCUGUUGAGCCAAGCAUCAGUUAAUGCCAGCUGGAAUGUGAUUGCACAAAGCUUGCAGACAAACAGAACUCCCAUUCAGUGUUUUCAGAGAUAUCAGAGAAGUCUUAACAAGACGCUGCUAAAAAGUAAAUGGACACCUGAGGAAGAUCGACAGCUGAUUGAGCUCGUGAAGAUGUUUGGCGAAGGCAACUGGCAAAAAGUUGCUGGUUACAUGGAGGGUCGUAUGGGAGAACAAGUUAUGCAUCGCUACAUGAAGGCUUGCAAACCGACCAAGAAAGGGAAGUGGACUGCUGAAGAGAAUGAGUGUUUGCUCAAGGCAAUCGAGGAGGUUAAAGAGCUCAACUGGGAAAGGAUUGCUGAACUAGUACCUGGAAGAACAGGCACCCAGUGUAGGGAGAGAUAUGUGAAUGUUGUCAAUCCGAGUCUCAACAAGGGCGAUUGGACAAAGGAAGAAGAUGACAUCCUACUUGCUGGAGUUGACCGAUAUGGGCAAGGUUCUUGGUCUAAGAUUGCUAAGGAGCUAGGGACGAGAACUGAUAACCAGUGUUGGCGUCGAUGGAUACAGCUUAGAAAAUCUGAUUAUCUUGAUUACCGCUUCAACACCUUACGCAAAAAGCGAGAGAUGCCUCGGAACUUUGUUGGUAGAAAAAAGGACAGGCCCACCAUAGGGCCAAAGGACUUGGAUAUCCAGGACAUCGAUAUCAAAGAAAUUACUAAUCAGGAUAUAAGGAUACCCUGCAAGAAGAAAAGCGCCCCGGAUGUCAAUAAGAAAACGCCUAAAACGAUUGCCAAGAGGUUGGGGACAAAAGACGAGACAACCCCCGAAGCUAAAGAAAUAAAACCCAAGCCAAAGCGGACGCUUAAACGGUCUGCGGAACUUACAGUUGUCAAGAAGGAAGCAACGAGUCCAGUUAGAAAAACGAGAGCGGCAGCAACUGCUCCACGUGCAACGAGAACUAGACGGAAGAUAAGUACAUCGUCGUCCAGUGAAGACGAGGAAGAUUGGGGUAGUAGUGUCUUGGAUAAUGUACCUAAUGUUGCUCAAAGGAGAAGCGAAAGAAAGAGAAAGCUGGUUAAAUUCGUCUAUGAGUCAGCCGAGGAUGAGGAGGAGGCGAUUUCUGAUGACGCCGAUGAAUCCCAGAUCACAGAGAAAGCUAGGUCAACGCCCUCGCCCCGUUCGGUGGACGUUCAGCCAAGCCAAUCUUUGAAGCAACCUGUUACACCCUCGCCCAAAAAGAAAGUUAUGGUACAACCAAGGAAGAAAAUCAAGCAAGAGCCUCCAGACAAUGGUGUGGAAUCCGCGCGUUCGCCUACAACACCAAGCGGUACCCAGCAAGAAGUGCGGGUCGAUAGCAAGCUUUCUGCGUUUUCUCUUUUACUACAGGCGUUCCAAAUAGAUACUCUGAACGUCCUCAAGACCCUUCAAAAACAAACGCCUACAGCGUCAAGUGCUGGAGGUGUUGUGGGGUGUGCUCAAACGCCAUCAACCGUGGCAAUAGCAUCUCCCCAGUCAGCCAACACAGCAACAAGUACAACUGUCCCUGUUUCUUCCCACGUUACACCAGCCACUGGGUGUAAUACAACAAUGGCUACGUCAACGGCCACGGUCCAGUCAAUAGACACAGAGCAGUCGCCCAUAGUGAUAACAUCAGUAACUCCGCCAUCUACGACUAUGGUGCCACAGAAGGCUUCAGUCGCUACGUCGCCAACUACCACGGUGCAUUUUCAGAGGUUAGAGAAACCAUCUGUUGCUAGCUCCCUGAUGCCGUCAUCAGAUUCUACAGUAAUGACGUCCCAAGAUACUUCUAUGAAGACGUCACCAGAAGCUACAGUUGUACCAUCGUCAAAUGACAUACGGGCUAGGGAAGAAGCGCCAUCUUCAGCCAACUUUCAGUUAUCUACAUCAGAAGCAUCGAGGGACUUUUCCUCAACAGUGAAUUUAUCCACACAUACUGCUACUGCGAAUAGGCCGCCAUCUUUAACCACAGUGCAUUCGUCUCCAUCAUCAGCUGUUACAGAAAGCUCUUCUUCGACUAAAGUUAAUUCAUCUGCUUCUUCAGUAGGUGCGGAGUCAUCUUCAACCAGAACUGCAUCAACAACCUUAUCCAGUCGAAUUGACCGAAUUCUUGAACAAAAUGAUGCAGUUCUGACUAGCUUAGCACCUCGGGACUUAAGUAGAUCAAACUCGCAGCUCACACCCAGCGCAGGUAGCACGCUGACCAAACGGCUGUUUAUCCCACCGCUGCCACCAUGUCGUACCACAUUAAAGGGAUUACAGACCUUGCUAGGUCUUAAAGAGCAAUUGCGGGCUAGAGCGGCACAAGUGCCCAAGAUACCACGCCCUAAAUGCAUUGACAAAGAAGUUCAAACAUUGAAGGAUCCGUCAAUUUAUAAUAACGAACAAAGUAGUAUACCCGCGUCUUCAAAUAAACCCAGUGAAACGAUGACACAUACAGAGAAAAAGGCGCCAGAAGAAGAGUUUUAUGGCCAUGCUCUGUCAAUCGUUGAUACAUUUUCUAACGGCAAGGACAAGUCUUCUCGAGAGCAAGACAAGCAUAAGGUAUCAUCCAAGACAGGUGUGACAGGUGAAAAGGGAGACAAGGAGUUGACAGUUGUUACUGUGUCCACAUCUGAAAACCCUAAAACACAUUCCUGUAAAGAUAAGAACGUUAAUCGUUCUGAAAAGGAGAUGUUAAGUAAAACAGGCUCUGCGGUAGCUAAACCUGCUGAGAACAAUGAAGACCGAGAAUUAAAGUCAAUCACAGAGGGUUCAUCCUCAUCAAAUAAUCCUGUUGCCUCUCAGCCUGAAAGUGAGAAAGGUGAAAUUUCCGAAGAAAUGUCGAAUGGGACAGCUAUUGCUGAUAACCGGACCGCGGUUGACGAAAGUGGAGGCCGCGAUAAUGCUACAACAUCUACUAUUGUGAAUCAACAGGGAGCAAGUGCUAUCCAAUCUCUACAUCGUCAGGUCACCCCUGAAAAUGUUGGUGUGGCAGGCAUUGCUUCUGCUGUGCAAGGCUUGUACCAAUUGUCUAUGGAUUACAAACUAUUGUUCUCGCGAUUCAAUAGCCUUUUUCUUUGGCCAUUGCUAAUGGAAAAAGUGCCCUUGAAGGGACCACACCCUAUGAACCUUUACUCAUAUCAGUCAGUACCCCGUUACUGGACAACGCCUACACAUGGUGGGCUGCGGCUCUAUGAAGAGAGGAGGUUUGUAAACAAAAAUGUCCAGGUUGGCGUUUCUGCGAUUGCUAAACCACCACAGCUAACAUCAAAGAUACAAACGCCCAACUCUUAUCUUGGUACUCUCUCCACUGCCACAAAGCGUGCUAGCUCUAUUUCUACCAAAACGCCCAAACGCACUCCCCCAUCUGUUCCUGUGAGGUCUAGCAGCAGAGCAACUAAGAUUUCCUACAAGGCCUACCUUCAAUCAGAUGAUGAAGAUCUUUUGGAUGAUUCUCAGACAUUGUCACUGGCAGAGGCUGCAGAAGUUGUUUCCAAGAAUCAAAGAGAAAAGGCCGCUACACAAUCAAAUACACCCGCCUCUCGUCUACCACCUAGAGGUAAACCAUCGAAGCAAGCCAGACCAAAUCCACCCAAAGCAUCAAAACCAUCUAAAAAGGCAAAACAUGACCAAAGCAUUCCUCAAGGAAGUCUAUCAUUGUCAUCAAGGCCUAACAAUUCGGCCAGUGCAAGUCUACCCAAAACACCAAUAGGAUCAUCUACAAAUGCAAACGUCAAGAACACUUCUAAGAGAAAAACACAGCAACUGAUGGAAGAACAAUCAACGCCAACUUCUCGUAAACGCAAGGCCUUUACGCCUAAAAAGCUCGUUAAGAGACCCCCACUUGAAGUGAAAGUUUUGUCUCGUCCGAAAAAGCGUAAUGCUGUCUUAAAAAAGGAACCUGUGUGACUUGGUACCCGAUAACCCAUCACCAGGCGAGAUACAUUAUGGCAAAAUCAAUAUAAUGUAAUUUCUGGUCGCCGUCCCGUCCAGAAUUCGUGCCCAUGCAACUUUUUUUAUCAAUAUUUUUUCUCUGUUAAACCCCUAGAAGCAUGUGAGUUUUGCGUUCUUCGAUUACAAGAAAUUGCAAAAGGUAGCCAUCCCGUCACGCCAUACAUCGAAGGUUGUAUUUCUGUUAACACAUUCACUGCAACUAAAAAAGUAUCGCAAUAGUGCCUAUGAAUGGAUGAAUGAAAAAUUGAAAUUAAAAACUACGCCCGCAUGCGUGCUUCUGAAGAAUAAAUUGCGAAUAAACGAAAUAUAUUUUUACAUGGCCCAUAUCACGUAUUACACAACUUAUCUUACUUAGCUGACUAAAAGUUCUUCAUUUAGACCAUAAUUGCGAUUUUACCUGUUACAGUGAGAGUGAUUUAUACCACCCUUUCAGGAACUGGCAAACGACGCACUGAAACAAGGAAAUAAAAUUCCAAUACACUUG
Messenger RNA from Nematostella vectensis (starlet sea anemone), 5963 nucleotides. RefSeq names its product serine-rich adhesin for platelets. NCBI's taxonomy places the organism in Eukaryota, Metazoa, Cnidaria, Anthozoa, Actiniaria, Edwardsiidae. The transcript has 22 exons. The record is from RefSeq and is a predicted model, not a curated record. The coding region runs from base 146 to 5434 and encodes 1762 amino acids.